Messenger RNA from Anisakis simplex (herring worm), 924 nucleotides. The record is from the annotation of a GenBank genome assembly. Lineage: Eukaryota; Metazoa; Nematoda; Chromadorea; Rhabditida; Anisakidae.
GUGUGCCGAGUUAAAAGCUAUGCGGAUGUGAAGCCGUUGUUACCGCAUCGUAUAGUUCGUUUAAUGGAAAUUCUCGAGUAUUAUAGUCCGAGCCGAAUUGGAAAAAUCGAUCCAAAUUUCGCGUUUUGCGGUAUUAUAUUCGUUGAACAACGUUAUGUUGCAUACGUUAUGAAUUUGUUGCUGAAAGCGAUCGCGAAAUGGAACAAAGAGACGUUCGAUUAUUUGCGUCCUGAUUUUGUGAUAGGUUAUAAUAGUGUCAAUGUUGGCUCUGAGGAAACGUUGGCCCUACAUAAACGACAAGAAGACGUGUUGCGUAAAUUUCGACAGAAGCAUUUGAAUCUGUUGGUAGCGACCAGUGUGUUGGAGGAGGGUGUCGAUGUGAAGCAAUGCAAUGUGGUCAUCAGAUUCGAUCGACCCACUGAUUAUCGAGCUUAUAUCCAGUCAAAAGGACGUGCUCGUAAAGAAGGUGCUAAUUACUUUAUGUUAGUCGAGCAGAGUGACAAAGCAAAGUGCGCAUCAGAUCUCAGAGACUUCUUUCAAAUUGAGCAGGUAGGGCACUUUCUUUUAAUGAUACAUUAUUCCUAUCAUGGCACUAUGCUGUUGAAACGAUACAGAACCACACACAAUCCACCAGAUGAUCUUCCGUUGUUGGGUGAGAUUGACGUCGACUGUAUAAUACCGCCGUAUGUGGUCGAAUCGACCGGUGCUAAAGUUACAAUGUCUUCGGCGAUAUCGCUCGUUAAUAGGUCACUUGAGUUGUUCUGUUUUAAGAUGACUGUCACACAUUUUUUGACGGACUGCAGUAAAUUAACCGUACUGAUUCGGUUGAAUCUCUUGUGUCUCAUUUUAUAUUUGCUUGCGCUAAGGAGCGACAAGAAUUUUAUUAGUGGUCGAUUGUUGCGUUUUGCAUCAAUGAGCUUUUGA